AUGGGCUCUGAGCACAAGCCAUGGGCAGUCAUUGCAGGAGCAGGUCCGUCUGGACUGCUUCUUGCCCUGAUGCUAGCCAAGCGCAAUGUUCCAGUGCUGGUUUUGGAAGGCUCGCCGGUACUAGAUGAUUCACCACGAGCAGCAUAUUACGGCCCACCCGCGGCGUACGAGCUAGGAAGGGCUGGUGUUCUAGACGAAAUUCGCGCUCAGGGGUUCGAUCCGAUCAUCACCUGCUGGAGGAAACUUGACGGCACGUAUCUCGCUGGGUGGGAUUGCUCAGUGGUCAAAGAUGAUCCUGAUCGACUGGCAUGCAUGCCUCUUGCGACACUUGACAAGCUGCUGUACAAGCAUGCGAUUGCUCAGCCAAAUGUCAAAGUCCUCUUCAACCACAAGGUCACGAGCAUCGGCCAGGAUGAGGAUAAGGCAUGGGUGAUCGCCGAGACGCCUGAGGGACAGAAGCGAUUUGAGGGCCAGUAUGUCAUUGGCUGUGACGGCGCUUCCAGUACCGUCCGCAAACAGAUGUUUGGUAGCAACGACUUUCCGGGUUGGACGUGGGACAAGCAGAUUGUGGCCACAAACGUCAAAUACCCUUUCGAAAAGCUCGGAUACGAAGAUGUCCAGUUCAUCAUCGAUCCGGUCCAUUGGCACAUGGUGGCCCGUCUGACCAAAGAAGCAGAUGGAUCAGGCUGGUGGAGAGUCAGUUAUGGCGAGAUUGAUGGUCUGACGCGGGAAGAGCUGAUUGCUCGACAACCGAUGAAAUACGAGGCCAUGCUUCCGGGCCACCCCAAACCCGGGGAAUAUGAGCUCGCUGCUAUCAAUCCCUACAAAAUCCACCAGAGACUUGUCGAAAAAUUGAGGAUAGGCCGCUUUUGUCUGGCUGCUGACGCUGCUCACUUGUGCAACCCUUUUGGUGGCCUUGGACUGACUGGAGGUAUCGUGGACGUCGGAGGCCUGUAUGACUGCCUUGUGGGUAUAUAUGAGGGCAAAGCCGAUCCCUCGAUCCUCGACAUUUACUCAGACGUGCGGCGAGAGAAGUACAAGACGAUCACGGAUGUCGUUUCACAGGACAAUAUCCGACGUCUGUUCGACCAAGACCCUGACAAAGCGCUGGAGAACGAUGCCUUCCUCAGGCAGCUCAAGGCCAACGAGGGCAAUGUGGCUGCUCAGCAAGAGCUUCUCAGAUCACCCAACGGCCUGAAAUACGACUUCACGCAGCACUACAGGUCAAAUCAGCCUCAAAGCGGCGCUGCCAAAACAGCAGCAGUGAGCGUGAGCACAGUCGAACAGGUGGGGGCCUAG
Cyphellophora europaea CBS 101466 is the source of this 1299-nucleotide messenger RNA. RefSeq lists its product as uncharacterized. Gene Ontology annotation, cellular component: mitochondrion. Lineage: Eukaryota; Fungi; Ascomycota; Eurotiomycetes; Chaetothyriales; Cyphellophoraceae. Gene Ontology annotation, biological process: ubiquinone biosynthetic process. Gene Ontology annotation, molecular function: FAD binding; oxidoreductase activity. The record is from RefSeq and is a predicted model, not a curated record. Bases 1 to 1299 code for a protein of 432 amino acids. The transcript is spliced from 3 exons.